AUGGACGUCGAAAAGGUUCCUGAAUCGGCAGAGGCACCACUACCGAAGCUGAGUGCGCAUGACUUCAGACAAUACAACCGCCUAGCAGAGCACAUGGAUUUUUUCCACAACAACUUUCGCCGGACAUGGAACACUAUGUACACUGCCUGCACAAGUAACAAAAGGCCCGCAGGAUUGUCGAUACGCCAGUUUCUCGCACUCGGUCUCGACUUUUGCCAUCACCUUGAAGUGCAUCACGGUAUCGAGGAACAACACAUUUUUCCUGUUCUAGCCAAAAAGAUGCCGGCUUUCCGCAAGGAGCUCGAGCUCCUGACCCAGCACAAGCAAAUACACAAGGGCCUGGAUAAAUUGGAAACAUACCUUGAGCAGUGUAAGAGCGGGGACCGGGAAUUGAGGAUGGAAGAGUUGAAAGAGAUCAUGGACGGAUUCGGUCAGGUACUAUGGCAACAUCUGGAUGAUGAGGUUAACCAAUUACGAGCGGAUAACAUGAGGAAAUAUUGGACGGUGGACGAGGUAAGAAGGAUCCCCAUGUAA
Messenger RNA from Aplosporella prunicola CBS 121167, 534 nucleotides. RefSeq lists its product as uncharacterized. The record is from RefSeq and is a predicted model, not a curated record. The transcript is spliced from 2 exons. The coding region runs from base 1 to 534 and encodes 177 amino acids. NCBI's taxonomy places the organism in Eukaryota, Fungi, Ascomycota, Dothideomycetes, Botryosphaeriales, Aplosporellaceae.